Pedinophyceae sp. YPF-701 is the source of this 1596-nucleotide messenger RNA. The record is from the annotation of a GenBank genome assembly. Lineage: Eukaryota; Viridiplantae; Chlorophyta; Pedinophyceae.
AUGCCUGUAGAGGUGUCUGUUCCGUUCGACGGCGUCGGACAGUGGCUGGAAUCGCGAGGACUCGUCCAGGCUGGUUGGGCACGGCGCCUUGCUAAGCUGCAGGACGGCGUGUUUGCGACCAUCUCCCAGGACGUGGACGUCGAUUGCCUGAGGAUCGCGGUGGACAGCGUGGGGGACGCGCGUUUGCCGUCAGGCGCGGAACCGGCGCACGGCCCUGCACAACCGGCGCUGGCCCGGUACCUGGUCGCCCGCGCGGCGCGCGACCUGCUCUUGCCGGACGCGGAGAGAACGUGGCUGGGGUACCCCAAAGGCACCGCAGGCAAGCUCGACGAGCUCGUCAGGGAGUACGAGCGCUCCUGGCUGUGGGUCUGCGAGGCCGGCCAGGACCUGCACCGCGUCGGUAGGUUCCUGCUCCCGGAACUACGCAACAGCGCGCGGCGCGCCGACCAGACCCUCUCCGACCUCGAGCGCCGCCUCCGUGAGCACCAGCGCCGCGCGCUCGCAGCGGCUGAGCGCCACGAAGCCGCGUGCAGGGCCCAGGGCAUCGAUGCGGCAGCGUCGCCCGACGUUGCCGCGGCGGUGCUGCCUCGCACGCGCCUCGCGCCGCUCGCGGUCUCGGCGGCGGAGCGAAUCCGCGUGCCGCGUAUCCGUGAAGCCCGGCGGGCGUACGGCCUGUUCGUGGCUGUGCUGCGAGCAGCGGAAGCAGCCGACGCAGGUGGCGGGGCGAGGGGGGCUGGUGGGGCGCUGGAGGCGGCCAGCGUGUGCGAGACGCUCGGCGCGAUGCUGGACGCGCCGGCGGCGACGGCGGAGGGGGCGGAGGGGGCGGUCGAGCGGCUCCUGGAGGAGAGCGGGGGGGUUGCGAUGCGUACGGAGUCAGGGGGGGGGAGUGUGGCUGCGGCGGACGCGGGCGGCGACGGAAUCGACUGGGGCGACAUGCUGGGAGGCAGCGAGGACGCCGAGGAGCACCGGGGCGCGGGGGGGUCGGUGGGUAGAAGGAGCGACGGGGGGGGGGAGUGUGCGGCGGCGGUGCUGCUGCGGCCGGAGGGGCUGCGGCGCGUGGAGAACGACCUCGCCGAGCUCGAAGCGUGGCUGUCCGCGCGCAAGUUCGAGAUGGAGCGGCACCCGGAGGUGCCUGCGUCGCUGCUGCCGCACGCACCGCCAGAGGUGCAACACCUGGACAUCGGGACGGUCGACAAAAUGAUCGAGGCUGUGACUGACGCACUGUCCUGCGAGCUUCUGGACGCCGUGGAGCUCGCGACGUCCGCGGAGGCGCGCGCGAGCAAGGCGGUGGAGCUGCGGAGGAGUGCGGCCGCCCCUCAGCGCGCCCGGCAGCAGGCCGCGGAGGUGGAGAAGCGACGUGGGGAGGCGCGGGCGCGGCUGAGGGCGUUGCAUGCGGAAGCCGGGGCUGCGGCGAGGUCCGCGCGGGCGCUGAGCGCGCUGAUGGCGAAGGGCGUGCGGGAGCGCCUGGCGGCGUCGCGGCGGCGGGGGUGGGGCGACGUGGUGGUGCGAGUAGGGGGGGGGGACUUGGAGGGAAGUGUUGAGUGGGGCGAAGGCGUCGGAGGGAGAGGCGGCGGGAGAGAGGUGACGGAGCGGUGA